AUGUUUCGCAUACGCCACUUCCUCCACCGCACGCCCUUCAAGCCCUCCCUCCCCCGCAAAUCCUCCAAACAUGCCACGUUCGAGCUCCCCCUCGAAUCCCGCAUGCGCUGGUCCUACCUCUGGUACGCCAGCAUCCUCGCCUUGGGCAUAACCACGGGUCUAGCCGCCCGUAACUUCGCCGGGCCCCUCGGCCUACCCAUCCCUGGGUCGCGCGAAGAUGAGCUCAUCCUACAGUCCCUAGACCAAGACGUCGAUAAGCUGGAGAUUGUGCAAUCGCUGCGGAAGCAGUCGUUCAAUCUAGCGGGACCGAGGAGCAAGAAGGUGUACGGCAAGGGAUGGAUGGAAGUCGAUCUUGCGCAAGAAACUGCGCAGGAGGGAAGAGGAAGCUUGCUCGAAACGAUGAGUGGGACGAGGGGGUUAGGAGUGCAGAGGGCGUUUUGGAAUGCGGAGACGAGGGAGAUGGUGGCUGUGGUGUGGAUUGGCGGGGGCAUGUCUGGGUGGCCCGGUGUUGCGCAUGGAGGGGCUAUUGCGACGAUUUUCGAGGAGGUCAUGGCGAGGAUGGUUAGAGGCCCUAGAGGGUCUGUAGAAUCCAUCCAUCGCCCAAUCUCCUUGAGUGUGACGUAUGCAAAACCCACGUAUAGUCUCGACUUCUAUAUACUGCGCGCGUCGUUCUCGAGACCGAACCUACCGCAAACCGAGCCGCCCCCUGAACCUGAAGCGGAGCCCACGAAGUCGUGGUUAUCUUGGUUAUCACCGCAAAAAGACUUGACCAAGAAAGCUGUAGCAGAGCAAAAGCAGUGCUCCGAGAUUGUUGGGACACUGGAAAGUGUCAAAGGGGACCUGUGUGUUAGGGCGAAGGGGACAUUUGGUGUUAAUGGGCCGACGAUAGGAGAAGAGGUAGCUUGA
Dothidotthia symphoricarpi CBS 119687 is the source of this 906-nucleotide messenger RNA. RefSeq lists its product as uncharacterized. Bases 1 to 906 code for a protein of 301 amino acids. Lineage: Eukaryota; Fungi; Ascomycota; Dothideomycetes; Pleosporales; Dothidotthiaceae. The transcript is spliced from 2 exons. The record is from RefSeq and is a predicted model, not a curated record.